Pelobates fuscus (common spadefoot toad) is the source of this 3118-nucleotide messenger RNA. RefSeq names its product olfactomedin 1 (gene OLFM1). Gene Ontology annotation, biological process: signal transduction. Bases 473 to 1930 code for a protein of 485 amino acids. The record is from RefSeq and is a predicted model, not a curated record. Lineage: Eukaryota; Metazoa; Chordata; Amphibia; Anura; Pelobatidae. The transcript is spliced from 6 exons.
AAUCCAUUCCAAGCUCCGCUCGGCUCAGUUAGUUGCAUGGAAAUUGCACUGCAUGGUGGGGAUCUUGAGACUGUGACAUCCAGCAGCCGGGAGACCUCACUUUAAAUAACAACCCUCUGUUUUUCGGAAAGAGGAUCAGCACGUUCUUUUUUGAAGCCUCCACAAUUUACGGUUUCUUCUAGAUAAAAAAAAAAAUCCAUAACUACUCGUCAUCGAGCUUUCCGGUGUUCUAGCCGGGCUCUAGUUCAUACCAUUGAUCAACGAGCGUAUUGUGUUUAGUGUGUGUUGCUGUGUUAGUGUAGCACACCUGAGCCUACAUCCAGCCUUCCCCAAAGAGAAAUCAUGUCUAAAAAGCGCUGUGUUGUGCUCGAGGGCUGGGACGAACACAAGGAGUCUGCAAGCAGCAUGCAGUUGAAUGGAAGUGUCCACGCACAUUCAGAAUGAAGGGCUGGUGGAUUAAUUCCAAGCAGAGAUGUCGGUGCCUUUACUUAAGAUUGGGGUUGUCCUGAGCACUAUGGCGAUGAUUACCAACUGGAUGUCGCAGACAUUGCCGUCCUUGGUGGGUCUCAACACCACCAAGCUGACCGCAGCCAACGCCGGUAACUUGGAUAGGAGCACCGGGGUGUUGCCGACUAAUCCAGAGGAAAGCUGGCAAGUUUACAGCUCUGCUCAGGACAGCGAGGGUCGAUGUAUAUGCACAGUGGUGGCGCCACAACAGACCAUGUGCUCGCGAGACGCUAGGACGAAGCAACUCAGGCAGCUAUUAGAGAAGGUGCAAAACAUGUCCCAGUCAAUAGAAGUAUUGGACAGGCGGACUCAAAGAGACCUGCAGUACGUAGAGAGGAUGGAAAACCAAAUGAAAGGCCUGGAAUCUAAAUUCAAACAAGUGGAAGAGACACAUAGACAACACCAGGCCAGACAGUUUAAGGCAAUAAAAGCGAAAAUGGAGGAACUUAGACCUCUCAUACCAGUGUUGGAAGAGUACAAGGCCGAUGCAAAAUUGGUAUUGCAGUUUAAGGAGGAGGUCCAGAAUCUGACGUCAGUUCUAAACGAGCUACAGGAGGAGAUUGGCGCCUAUGACUACGAGGAACUGCAGAGCAGAGUGUCAAAUCUUGAAGAAAGGCUCCGUGCAUGCAUGCAAAAAUUAGCUUGUGGCAAGCUGACCGGGAUCAGCGAACCAGUUACAGUCAAAACGUCCGGUUCCAGGUUUGGUUCCUGGAUGACAGACCCACUGGCUCCAGAAGGAGAUAAUAGGGUUUGGUACAUGGACGGCUACCACAAUAACCGUUUUGUGCGGGAGUACAGGUCGAUGGAUGAUUUUAAGAAUAGUGACAACUUUACCUCUCACCGUCUCCCACACCCAUGGUCUGGAACAGGGCAGGUUGUAUAUAAUGGUUCCAUCUAUUUCAACAAAUUCCAAAGCCACAUUAUCAUCAGGUUUGACUUGAAGUCAGAGACAAUACUGAAGACCAGGAGCUUGGACUCUGCUGGUUACACCAAUGUUUACCAUUAUGCUUGGGGUGGCCAAUCAGAUAUUGACAUCCUGGUGGACGAGAAUGGGCUAUGGGUUGUUUAUGCCACCAAUCAAAAUGCUGGGAACAUAGUCAUCAGCAAGCUGGACCCGAACACUCUACAAAUCCUCAAGACCUGGACCACAGGUUACCCUAAGAGAAGUGCUGGGGAAGCCUUCAUGAUCUGCGGAACUCUCUAUGUCACUAAUGGUUAUUCCGGUGGAACCAAAGUGCAUUACGCUUAUCACACCAACAGCUCCACCUACGAGUACAUUGACAUCACUUUCCAAAACAAAUACUCACAUAUUUCAAUGUUGGACUACAAUCCCAAGGACAGGGCUCUGUAUGCUUGGAACAACGGUCACCAAGUGCUGUACAAUGUCACCCUGUUUCACGUCAUUAGGUCUGAUGAGUUGUAGCCAGGCCCUGGCACUUACAAACUGAACAGGGAUGUAGAAUAGAACUUGCUAAGUAGAAAGAUGGCUGCCAAAAUUAACCAAACUGUCCUUUUGACGGGUCAAACAUUAUCACAUUAAAUGGACUUGCCCGAUGAGAAUCAAAGGAAUCGAUCUUUGAGACUAUCUAUCUUAGCAACACCAAGUAAAAAAAAAUUUCAGCAGUACUCGAGUUUCAAAAGAACAAAAUAAACCUGUCUUUUACAAACAGACAAUGGCAGUGACUGUUGAUUAUAUCUUGCUAUGGACAAUAACCUGUGUAAAAAAAAAAAAAAAAUAAUUAAAAAAAAACACGUAUGAGUUUUAUUGGAUAGGAAACAAUGACUGGUUAAAGAAUGGGGAGCACAGUGUUGUGUACACAAGAAAGAGAAAAAUAUAUAUGAAAUUAGCUUCUAUGAGAAAAAAAAAAUUAUGUAAGAUUUGGUGAUUUUGAAUGUAGAAAAGUCAUUGUAGCCUUUUUCUCAAUCAAAGCAGUUUGCCGCUUGAGAAGUGUUAUUAGCAAGAAACCAGUCACCUUAUGGUCUCCUAUUUAAGAUGGUCAGAAGUAUGUGUACCCACUAGAAUGAUAGAUUUUCAUAUGGUUUAAACUUAUGUAUUCAGAAAAUAUCAUGUAUAAUGUCUGUUGUAAUAAGAGAUAUUCAACUGUAUUUGUCCGUUCACGCAAUGAAUGUUGUUAAAUUUGCAGUAGUUUGGAUUUAUUAAGAACAAUGAAUUUGUUACUGUAAAAAAGAAAAGUUGUGAAAAAAAAAACCUGAAAAAUAUUUAUUACAUAUAUAAUAUAUACAUAUGGAUAUAUGAAUAUGGAACGCAGUGUUUACCAUUUACCAAUACACAUCUGCGAGGACCUUUGUAGGACUGUGCGCAAUUCUACAGGUCUAGAUUAGCAGAGAAGUACAGGAAUAAGAUAUGGUAAUUUUUAUUAUAAAAAUAUAUUAAAAUAAAGCAUUAGAAAUUCAAAAUCUACAAGAAAGAAAAUAGCUUUCUGUGGAAACUGUGUAAGCUUAUUUGUAUUACCUAUAUAAUUGAUUUCAGCAAAAGUACGGGAGGGAUGGAGUUUAAUUUUUAAUUUAAAUAUUCGUUUAAAAAAAAAAAAAUUUCAAAUAUAAGCAAAUGAAGGCAAAUUUGUAAAAUCCACAGGUAUCCAGAGAACAA